ACAAAAAUCAAAAGCGGUGAAUUUUCAGGUUAGAAUAGGCUACUCCAGCUUUAUUAUUAUUUUUGUUAAGUAAUUUGAUUAAAAUCAGUAAUAAUUCAAGGUUUCAAUACCAGCUAGUAUUUGAUUUAUGUGAUUGUGUGUUUAAUUAGAUAGUAUUCCACUUUUACAAAAAAACAGAUAUGUUAUACUUAUGUAAUAACAUUUAUAACAUUCAAUUUUAAAGCAUAAAUUCAAUUAAUUCCUAUGAAGUUAUGCCAGCACUAUUAACUGUUUGUUGAUGAUACAAUCAAGAUUACUUUCCAUUCCAUUGCUUUACAAAAUGCCAAAAAAGACUGCAAAAACCAAAGCUUCAGCGGACUCAGAUAAAACGAAUGUAAAAACAAAUAAAACGGAACCUGUUGAUUGCGACAAGGAUGGAAAUAUUUUGAUCCAUGUUCAUGCUAAACCGGGAUCAAAGCAGAAUAUGAUUCAAGGAUCAGAGACAUCUUCGGAUGACCAACCGCGAUUGGCAGUGAAAAUAGCUGCGCGCGCAGUUGAGGGUCAAGCCAACACUGAAUUGGUCGAAUAUUUAGCUGAAGUGCUUAGUGUUAGAAAAAGUGACUUCACCAUUGUAAGAGGCCAGAAAUCUAGAGAAAAGACUGUUUCGCUCUCACCUAAGACGCUUACUUUGGAAUCAGCUAGGAAGAAAAUUGAAGAAGAAAUUGCAAGGACUAAAGAUGCUGAAUGAUCUAUGAGCUGUGAAUGUGAUAAUGAAUCAAAUUAAUUAUAAAAUAGAUUUUCCAUA
Messenger RNA from Nilaparvata lugens (brown planthopper), 784 nucleotides. RefSeq names its product UPF0235 protein C15orf40 homolog. Gene Ontology annotation, cellular component: cytoplasm. The coding region runs from base 278 to 727 and encodes 149 amino acids. The transcript is spliced from 4 exons. The record is from RefSeq and is a predicted model, not a curated record. NCBI's taxonomy places the organism in Eukaryota, Metazoa, Arthropoda, Insecta, Hemiptera, Delphacidae.